This is a messenger RNA of Ichthyophthirius multifiliis, 435 nucleotides long. RefSeq lists its product as hypothetical. NCBI's taxonomy places the organism in Eukaryota, Ciliophora, Oligohymenophorea, Hymenostomatida. The transcript is spliced from 2 exons. The record is from RefSeq and is a predicted model, not a curated record.
AUGAAUUCAAAAAGAAAAUAAUAGAAACCUUUAUAAAAAAAUCUUUAAAAAAAGACAAAAAAAUAAGAAGAAGAAGAUGAAUUAGAAGACGAUGGCGAAUAAACGUCAGAGCAUUCUGAAAUAGAUUUACAAGGAUAUUUGUAACAAAGAAAUAAUAUACCAGAUACUCCUUCAGAUAAACAAGAUGAUGAAGUAGAUGAUGAAGAAUAAGAUCCAGAAGGUUAAGAAGAUGGAGAUGAAGAAGAAAGUUAUGGUGACGAUGAUAAUGAAGAAGAUGAAGAAGAAGACGAAGAUGAUGAUGAUGAUGAUAGUGAUGCUUAAUAAAAGCCUCCAUAAAAAAAUAAAGCUAAGUAAAAAUAAUAAGAAGAAGAAGAUAAUAAAGAUGAAGAUGAAGAUGAAGAUGAAGAAGAUGAUGAAGAUGAAGAUGAUGAUUGA